This is a messenger RNA of Erigeron canadensis, 1413 nucleotides long. RefSeq names its product peptide deformylase 1A, chloroplastic-like. Gene Ontology annotation, cellular component: mitochondrion; chloroplast. Gene Ontology annotation, biological process: peptidyl-methionine modification; N-terminal protein amino acid modification. The record is from RefSeq and is a predicted model, not a curated record. NCBI's taxonomy places the organism in Eukaryota, Viridiplantae, Streptophyta, Magnoliopsida, Asterales, Asteraceae. Gene Ontology annotation, molecular function: peptide deformylase activity. Bases 259 to 1011 code for a protein of 250 amino acids. The transcript has 5 exons.
CUUUUCACUUUCUUCCCAAAUUUCACCCACUGUUCCCUGACACCAAAACCUAUAAAUUCCGUCAUCAUCUCCGGUGUAUCCACUGUAUUGCCGUCACACGUGUCAGACUAUAAAUAAGGACAUUUGAACGAUAUGAACUUAUUAUGAAGUAUAUUGCACAUGCCAAGUCCAAUUGAAUAAAAACUCUAUUUGGCCCAAAGUAAGUAUUGCACUAGUCACUUCAGUCAACGAACACGGUAGUCAACGAACACGGUAGUGAUGGAGGUGAUACGACGGCUAUCAAAACCACUCACCGGCGAAUACUUGAGGCAAACCCUAAUCAAUACAUCUCAGAUUAAGCCCAUUCUAAAACCAAGAAUUUUCUCUUCUUCAUCAUCUUCUUAUUCUACUCAAGUAGGUUGGUUUAAUGGGUUGGGAAAGAAAAAAAAAAUUAUGAGUUUACCAUCUAUUGUGCAAGCCGGUGACCCGGUUCUUCAUGAACCCGCCCGAGAAGUCAUGGUUGGAGAAAUCGGGUCGGAGCGUAUCCAGAAGAUAAUUGAUGAUAUGAUUCAAGUUAUGAGAAGACGACCCGGGGUUGGCCUUGCUGCUCCCCAAAUUGGUAUUCCUUUAAAAAUUAUUGUAGUGGAGGAUACUAAAGAAUACAUAGCACAAGAACCAGAAGAAGAGACCAAGGCACAUGACAGGCAUCCUUUUGAUCUUAUGGUUAUUUUGAACCCAAAACUUAGAAAAAAGAGCAACAAGUCAGCAUUGUUUUUUGAAGGCUGUUUAAGUGUUGAUGGAUACAGAGCAUUGGUUGAAAGGUUUCUUGAGGUAGAGGUUAGGGGGUUGGAUCGAGAUGGGAAGCCCAUGAAGGUGAAUGCUAGUGGGUGGCAGGCUCGUAUUUUACAACACGAAUGUGAUCAUCUAGAGGGAACUCUGUAUGUUGACAAGAUGGUGAAACGAACAUUCAGGACCGUUGAGAACGUGGACUUGCCUCUUGCUAGUAGCUGUCCUAAGCAGGGUGUUUGCUAGCAUUAUGGUUUCAAGGUCUAUUUAGUAUGAGUACUAGGCUACCAGUUAUGGUCGCUUUGCCAAGAAUACUUUAGAAGAUUUAUCAUCUUUUAGUCGGGAAAUUAUAGUGUCAUAGCUUGGAUGUUGAAUAAUAAAGAGCUUCCAAAAUGGGAUCAUCAGAAUUCAUAGGUAUGAUCCCUUGAUGUCAGACAUUACGAGUGACAGACAUUACGAGUGACGUACUGAAUGUUCAUGCAACCGAUUGAUAUAGAAUUUAUAAAAAAAAAAUAUAUCCCUAAACAGUUUUAUACCAAAAUCGAUCUUGACUACAUGAACCACCUGAUUGUCUAAACCUUUUUGGUCUGAUGUUCUUAUUAUUCAACAAAUCUGUAGCAAUUUUUAAUCUUAAUUGUUUCUUGGUAA